This is a messenger RNA of Melanotaenia boesemani (Boeseman's rainbowfish), 3766 nucleotides long. RefSeq names its product retinal guanylyl cyclase 2-like. Bases 1 to 3174 code for a protein of 1057 amino acids. The record is from RefSeq and is a predicted model, not a curated record. Lineage: Eukaryota; Metazoa; Chordata; Actinopteri; Atheriniformes; Melanotaeniidae. Gene Ontology annotation, biological process: protein phosphorylation; cGMP biosynthetic process; intracellular signal transduction. The transcript has 23 exons. Gene Ontology annotation, molecular function: protein kinase activity; ATP binding; guanylate cyclase activity.
AUGAAGAAACUUACCUGGUUGCUAGGGGCAUGUCUGUGGUUGCUAUGCAUUACAGAGGUCUGGACAGCAACAUUCAAGCUGGCCCUGGUUGGUCCAUGGUCAUGUGACCCAAUGUUCUCCCGAGCAAUGCCAACAGCAGCAGCCAAUCUGGCAUUGUCACGGUUACGAAGUGACAGUGACCUGAGCCGAGGAUAUUGGUAUGAUGUGAAACUUCUCGAUGAGGAUUGCUCCGCCUCCAAAGCUCUGAUGGAAUUUGGGGAGAUGGAGGGAUAUGGCCACGCCUACAUUGGGCCCUUUAAUCCCGCCCUCUGCCAUGCUGCUUCUUUAUUGGCCCAACAUUGGGAAGCGGGGCUUGCAUCUCCUGGCUGCUUAGAUGCUGAUUGGCCAAACCUGCCACCCAUCACUCCUCCCAACAAAGUUCUGUUCACUGUCCUCCGAUUCUUCCGCUGGGCACAUGUUGCUGUCAUCUCAGCUCCGACUGACCUGUGGGAAAGCACUGGACAGGAAGUGGCUUCUGCUCUCCGUGCUAUGGGCCUGCCAAUUGGUCCUGUAGUUACCAUGGAAGCAAAGAACAAGGGUGGAGCACGGGAGGCGCUGAGGGAAAUAAGACAAGCAGACAAGGUCAAAGUGGUCAUCAUGUGCAUGAGCUCCGUUCUGGUUGGUGGAGAGCAUCAGAAAGAGCUCUUGUUGGCUGCCCUGGAUAUGGGGAUGAUCUCUGAUGGUUAUGUGUUUCUUCCCUAUGACGCUUUGCUGUAUGCCAUGCCAUACCAGGACAUAACCUUCCACCAACUGACCAACAGCACCAUGCUUCGGCACGCCUACAGUGCUGUCCUGACCGUUACCAUGGACUCUGACCAGAGUUUUUAUGAAGCUUUCCGUCAGGCUCAGGUCAGCCGAGAAAUUCGCUCAGCCAUCUCUGCAACCGAGGUGUCUCCGAUGUUUGGGAGCAUCUUCAACAUGGUCUACUUUGUUGCUAAGGCGGUAGAGGAGCGUCGCCAGGCAGGAGGCGGGCACUGGGUGACAGGAGAUCAACUUUUCCAGUCAGAUGGAGGCUUUAAUUUCCAGGGCUUUAAUCAGAUGCUGCAUGGAGGUGGAGCUGGACGAGGACUGCAAGCCAGGUAUGUGGUGUUGGACUGCGAGGGUGACCGCCUUGUGCCAACACACACACUUGCACCAACACACACCGAUGGGACUGUCGGCGGUUUGAAACCACUCAGCCGCACCUUCUUCUUCCCUGGAGGAAAACCCCCCAAAGCCAGCUUCUGUUGGUUCAGUCCAGAGGAAGCCUGCAGCGGAGGUGUGGAUCCAGUCAUGAUGUUCUUCCUCUUCCUGUUGGUCUGCGCUUUGACUGCAGCCUUUAUCAUUUGGAUCAGGAAGUACAAGAAAUCCGCCAACGUUACCAAACUGAUCAUGACUCUGGAUGACAUCGUCUUCAUUGACACACAAGUCAGCAGAAAGAAACUGAAUGACGAGUCAAUCAUGAGGAGUCUUCUGGAAAUGAAAACUCCCCUCCGCUCCAUUGCUAGAAGUUACAUUCUAACAACACCUGAGAGCUCCAACAUUGGAAUUUUGGAGGGUGACUGGGUAUGGCUGAAGAAGAUUUCCACUGGAAAAGCAACAACAGCUGUCCAUCAAAACACCCAGAAUCUGUUCAGCCAGUUGCGAGAGAUGCGUCAUGAGAACCUGAACCUUUACCUUGGCCUGUUUAUGGAUUCAGGGAUCUUUGCUCUGGUGGUUGAACACUGUCCCCGAGGAAGUCUGGCAGACCUGCUGGCUGAUGGUGAUGUGAGACUUGACUGGAUGUUCAAGUCCUCUCUGCUCAUGGACCUCAUCAAGGGGAUGAAGUAUCUUCAUCUGCGAGGUUUGACUCACGGCCGUUUGAAGUCCACUAACUGCUUGGUCGAUGGACGUUUUGUCCUGAAAAUCACAGACUAUGGACUCCCCAUGAUCCUUCAGUCUCAGAACAUCAGCCUUCCUGAGGAUCCACAAGAUCUGCUGUGGACAGCUCCAGAACUUCUCAGGAAUCCAGUUCGACCCGGCUCGUUUGCUGGAGAUGUCUUCAGUUUUGCUAUCAUCAUACAGGAAGUAGUCUCACGAGCACUGCCAUACGCCAUGAUGGACAUGCCUGCCCAUGAGAUUGUGGAGCGUCUAAAGGCGCCUCCUCCUCUCUUCAGGCCAGUUGUUUCUGUGGAUGAAGCUCCUGCUGAGUGUCUCAAUCUGAUGAAUGAUUGUUGGAAUGAAGACCCUAGCAAGAGACCAAGCUUUGAUGACAUCUUCAAGCAGUUUCGAGGCAUCGGCAGAGGGAAAAGAGCGAACAUCAUCGACUCCAUGUUGAGGAUGUUGGAGCAAUACAGCUCCAACUUGGAGGAUCUCAUCAGAGAACGUACAGAUGAGCUGGAAGUCGAGAGGAGCAAGACAGACAAGCUGGUUGGACAGCUGCUGCCAAAGUCCGUGGCUCAGGCUCUGAAGAAAGGGAAACCAGUCCAACCUGAACAUUACUCAGACUGCACACUCUAUUUCAGUGACAUAGUUGGAUUUACAACCAUCUCAGCUCUCAGUGAGCCCAUUGAGGUUGUUGACCUGCUGAAUGACCUGUACACCAUGUUUGAUGCCAUCAUUGGUACGCAUGAUGUCUAUAAGGUUGAAACUAUUGGAGAUGCUUACAUGGUGGGUUCAGGUGUUCCCAACAGGAAUGGGAAUCGACACGCAGCUGAGGUGUCAAACAUGUCUCUGGACAUCCUUCAUUCAAUCGGAGCCUUUAAGAUCAAACACAUGCCUGAGAUCAAAGUCAAAAUACGCAUUGGGUUACAUUCAGGCCCUGUGGUAGCCGGUGUGGUUGGCCUUACUAUGCCCAGGUACUGUCUGUUUGGAGACACGGUGACCACAGCCUCGCUCAUGGAAUCCAGCGGCCUGCCCUAUAGGAUCCACAUCAGUCUGAAUACUGUCAAAGUCCUAACCAGUCUCAAAGCGGGGUACCACAUGGAGACAAGGAAGGCACAGGUAAAGGGCACAGAGGACACAUAUUGGCUUAUGGGCCGAGAUGGUUUUGACAAACCACUUCCCACUCCUCCAGACCUCAUUGGAGGGGCCAGUAAUCAUGGCAUCAGUCUUGAUGAGAUUCCAGUUGAGAGACGACAGAAGUUUUUGGACCGACAGAAGCUGAUGAAAAAAUGAAGUCCUUCGUGUUUUUCUCAUUUUUUCAUCCUCCACCUUUACACUACCAUGUUUAAUCUUCACCUGAGCUCAGCAUUCCUACCCAGAGAAUCAAGCCCAAUGCUCAGCAAAAUCUUUGAAUGUGUCAUGUUUUUUUUUACUGUUAAGCUGUUGGUCUUCCAAGUUAGUGGGGUCUGGUUUUCUAAAUAAAUUGAUAUAGACACAACCUAAUCUAUAUGAAGCAAUGUGUGAAAUGGUGAGACACUGAGAGGAAUUUGAGUUACCAUCUCAGCAGAUAGUAUAUUUGUUCCAUUCAGAUUUCAUGUCAUUUAAGGCUUCACAGAUUUCAAGCAUAUUAUUAAAAGUAAAUCUGUUUGUUUUAAUCAGCCACUUUAGAUUGUUCCCUUUGUUGACAUUUAGGCAAUUAAAAGUUUGAUUAAGUUUCAUUUUUUAGAGAAGCUUUAGGAGUAAGAACUGAAAAGAGAGCAAUUUAAAUACAACUGCAUAGAACAUACAGUAGACACAAUAGAGAAAACUCUUGCAAACACUGAGACUAAGAUGAAUAUAAAUAUACAUAUGUACAUAUCAUGAUUGAAUAAUUCUCAUUGAUUAA